Bacillus rossius redtenbacheri is the source of this 5859-nucleotide messenger RNA. RefSeq lists its product as uncharacterized. The transcript has 2 exons. Bases 359 to 5314 code for a protein of 1651 amino acids. The record is from RefSeq and is a predicted model, not a curated record. Lineage: Eukaryota; Metazoa; Arthropoda; Insecta; Phasmatodea; Bacillidae.
AAAAACAAGUGACAGUAAAUUUUCUGCAAGUGACUUACAUUUUACGUUAAAGAUUUUCGUUCAUUCAUAUCAUCAUUAAAAUAAAAUAUCUAGUUUAUAGAACAGAUUUUUUUUCUGUUUUAAUGCUAAUCAUAUACAAUUUUAAUAAUGAUACUAGGCCUAUAUUAACUCUUACUUUAAAUUGAACAGUUGUUUCAUAUUCGUUAUUCGCUUGUUUUGCAGCGACUGCCAUGCAGCCGGUAAAUUCAAAUUGUUAAACAAUUAUCCAAGAAGAUUCUUUUGAAACCAUUAACGAUGUCAGUAAGUGAAGGCAUAAGUUGAGAUUUAUCUAAUAUUAUCUUGAGCCAUUAUAAAAGCUAUGGCUUAUUGUCAUCACGAGUGUCUGUCUUCUGUUUGCAAGAUUAAAGAUCAUUGCCGCAUUCACGAUUUUGUUCCACCGCGAGUGUCAACUCCCACUGAAGUUGAUGACGUUUGUGGUGAGGAAGUAUGUGCAGUGUGUGGUAACAUUCACCCCUGCGGUACUACUCAGUUCCGGACAUUUCUGCAAACAGCAGGUAAUUCUCCUGGAGAAGAGAGAUGUUUAACGCGUAUGAACAGUGCGUCUGAGCAGGCUUUAGUUGGAAAAUCUUGCACCCAAGUAAAAAUGUUUCGCUGCCCAAAAUCAGUCUGCUCACACAGAUUCCUCGCGUGUUGUUCUGAUAACGAGCCUGGUGGCGUAUCAUCCGGUGUAAAUAACAAGAACAAACUGUCACGUAACGCAUCUUGUCACAUGACAGAUGACACCAGCGCUAGGCAAGCUAAGAACUGUGGUUGUUUCUCGUGCAAAACAUCAAACUUUUAUUCAGAAAGUUGCCCUAUGCCCAUCUCAACAAGGAAGAGGGUCCAUUUAAAGGCAACUCAAACUGAAAACGUUCUAUCUCACGACAUACGAGGGAUAGCAUCAUUUAAAAGCUGUAAUGGGGCACCGGAUGAUUCUCAGCAAAGGAACGAGUGUGCUGAAUUUUCACGGGAUAGCCACACUGAACAUUAUAAUAACAAAUAUGAUGUUGACAACCAAGAAAAAGUAACUUGUGAGCUUAAGGGAGUGAAUCAAAAUACGAAAGAGCGCUUGAGAAGUUACAAACAUUCCAUCAUGUCUCCUGAAGAAGUGAAGCCAUUGGGAAGUACUGAAGUAAAGUAUAUGAGAACCAAACAAACUCCGAAAAAAUUUAAAUUAGUUCGUGGUAAGUUGGUUGAAGUCAAUGACGGGUCAAGACGAGAAAGAGCUGAGCCUGGGACUCAGUCCAAAUUUGCAGGCGAGCAAGAGAUUUGCAUUAACCAGAAUGCUGUGAAGGAAGAAAUAUACUCCUGCGGAUCGCAAAGUAGUGUUCUUAUGAACAGAUUUCGUGACAUGGAUUAUUCCCUUGAUGAUUUUACACCAAGUGAAGAAACCACAAACAAUGGGAAUGGGAAACAGUAUCCGUGGUUUUCGUCCAAUAUUCCAAACAACAGUACAUUCUGUUCCAGUAGGGGCACAACUGUCAAGGAAAGAGACAGAUUAGGCAGCAUUCUUAAGAAGAACAUUUCCCCGUCUGUCGUACAUAACUCACCAUCAUGCAUUGUGCAUCCUAGUGACGAAGCAGACAGUUAUACUAAUUCGAUGUCGGAACGAAAAGAUCAACAUACCAAAACUAUGUACAUGUACAAGUACAAGUACAAGUACAAAUAUAAAUGUCCUUGUACGACAAAUGUAAAUAGUUCCAUCAGCAACAUGGAAACAUUAGCAAGGCAAAACAGCUCUUACACUAAAAGAAUGAAAAACUGUUCAGAACCACUUCAGGAGCAAGAACCUUCAAUAAAAUCUGAGCCAAAGGCCUCAGUUCGUUUCAUGAAUAAUAAAGAAUCAUAUGCUAGUAGUCAAAAAAUGUCAUGUUUGUCAUCUAGCCUGAUUAUACCGAAGUCUAGUAAACUUAAUGUUCCAAACUAUUAUUUUCCAGAAAGUAAACAGUCAGAGAGUGGAGUCAUUAAAGACGCAUCCUUGUGUCGAAAUUCAGUGUUAUGUUUUCAUGAAGGAGAAAAUACAUUAGGAAAUAAAUUUUCCUCGAGUGUAGCGAAGGAACAAAAUGCUGUGCUGCCUGUUAAUGUACGACAUGUGGACGAUAACCUAAAACAUACUGCAUAUGAAGAGUCAUCGGCGCAGCAUCUGAGCAGUUUUUCAUUUCCUCCACACUUACAGUUAACCUCGCAUAUACCUAAAGAAAACGACGUCCAUGUUGAAAAAGGACGAACAAUUCCAGAGGAAAUGGAUGCUUGUGAUGAGGGUGCACAAGGAAGAGGAAAUGUUUUAAUUCAAACUCAGCAGGUGCGUACCACCGUUGAUAAUCAUAAUACAUCUAGUGCACGUGAUCUGACAGAAGAAACUCAGUCUCUAAGCUACGGUCUUUCAAAAGAAGAAAAUGUUGGCACCACAAACAAUGUUAAAGUUGAAAGUAAAACUGCAAUCAGUGCCAAAAGUACUUUUCCAGAAUAUGUAGAAUUUGAGCAAAAUUGUAUGACUCAACAGGGGGGAGAUAACCAGAAUAUGCAAGUAAGUCUGGACAUGUUAAAAUUAAAAUUGUGUAUGAACAACUCUUCAAUAAGCAAAAAUGAUGACAAUAAGUUACAAAAUGAAAAAAUCCAUGAAAGUACCACACUUUAUAAUCAAAUUCCUCUGACUUGUGAAUAUAGAACUUCAGUCAACUAUGAAAGAAACUUAGGUAAAAAUUGUAACAUAAUAGGAAAAAGUCUAGCACCGCUGCAGCAUAACUCGUGCAUUUAUGGAGAAGAAACUGAAGUUUCAUCUAAAAGGAGUAUGAUACCAGAAGGAAAAAGAAGUGACAUUGCUGAUUUUCCAAUUCCAAUUGACAGUGCUGACCAAUCAGAGAACACGAAUGUUAAAGAGAGUUUCGGCGAAGGAAGUAAAUAUCUGUUAGUGAAAAGUAACGAUAAUAGCCAUAAUAACCAACAUGCAUGCGAUGAAGACUCUUUAUCUGAAACAGAAAUAUCUGAGCUAGAGGGAGAGUGUGAAGGUGAAAAGGAAAUUGUAUCAGGAACAUUGAAGGAAGUCUUUAGCACAGGUCCCAGAGAAAAUUCAAAUAUUGAUCUCACUGAUGAUAAUGCAGCAUAUUACAAACAAUCAUUUGCAGAUGACAUUUGCGAUAAAACCGAAAAAAUAGUUGUUCCUGGAAGUUGUGAAAAUAACAAUUCUCGGGAAUUUAGACCAAAAGAAGAAAUAUGUAACGAAAAAUCAGUAUUAGAGCAGGAAAUAACCUCAGUAACUUCAAAUGGUGAUGAAAAGAAAGUUUGCAUUUUAAUUCAAGAUUCCGAAGAAACCAAUAGAAACUCCAUGGUCUUAAUUAAGUGCGCAGAGACAAAAUCUCCUGAUGCAACAGUGUUUCACGAAAAUGCUGGCAUAGCUGCAUCUUUAGUCACAAAAAAAUUCCAUUCUGUUGGACAUGUGGCCCUGGUAGAAAUAGUUGCUGAUACUUCUGAGUGUGAAAAAGAAGAAAGCGUGUCUUACUUAGAGGGAGAGUCGCAUACAGGGGACAAUGAUAGCUACGCCUGUUGUAAACACCUGGGUGCUGCAGGUGAAAUUGAUGAGUUACUACAAGAAAGUGACAGUGAAACUGAGUCAGCAAUUGAUGACAGUGGCUUAAGUUUCCAAGAAUAUGAACCAGCGACCAAAUCGGAAGUGCUGUCGGACGAUAGUUAUAGCAAUGGUAGCGACAAUAGCAACGCCACAAAGAAGUACGCUAAAAGGAAAUACGAGAGUAGCAGCUGCUCAAGUAUUGAAGACCCAGAACAAGCAACUGAAGUUCAAACCAUAGACUACAGCAAUGACAACAAUGAAACUGAUGGUGUAGACCGUACCCAAAUCGAUACCAGUGAAACUUCGAUUUUCCUACUCGAUGAACAAUUUUCCCCUACAUAUGCAGAGGGAUUAUCAAGCAGAAGUUCUCAACAUGUUGAUGAAGUAACAACAUAUUGUGAAAAGAAACAGCCUUAUGAGCAUAGUCUUACGAUAUCCUCAAUUGAUGAAGUGACUAUGCAGGCAGACGAAGAAGUAUACAGUGAUGUAAAAAACAGUGAUCACGAAACUCUUAGUGUUACGCCAGAGCAGUCUCAAACUGCAGAUAAUGAUAAUAUACUUAGUGAUCCUGAAAAGAGUGUGAAGUCCAAAUCACAUCUUAGCUUAGAAAGUGAUAGUCCUUCAAAAAUGCUGAACUAUAAUGACCAAAAAUAUCAAGAAGACUUUGCUUCGAUGAAAUCCGACCAAAGUUCGACUAACAGUAAACGAAGCGAAUUUUUAGCCCUUUUACAAGACUUUCAAAUGUCUUUUUCCUUACAAAAAUCAGACACGACGGAAUGUGAAAAAACUAUUCCAAAAAUACAAGAAAGUAACACUGAAACAAUUCCCCAAAUUCCCACAGUGGAUUUGGAAAACAUCAGUUGCAAAUUUCCUAGCACAGAAGUUUUCACAGCUAACAUAGACCCUCUUACAUUAGAAAACAUUUCAGAUACUGAAAGUAACAACCAACAUGCCCAGCAAGAAAAUCCCCCAACCCCGCUGUCUGAAAGUACAGGUAGGGAAAUUCGAACCGAAUCGGACUGGGCAAAUGAAAAAUUCGUCCAGUCAAAUCAGGAACGAGAUUUCGGUGCACUUGCAACUGAAUCCAAUGCUGUAUUGGAGCUGGACACGAUGGAAUUGCAGACGAAGAGUUUCAAAAUUUCCGAAUGUAUCGAAAGCAAAAAUUCAGACAGUCUGGUGUCGAUGUGUGCAAAAGAGAACAAUAAGACUCCCGAGAGUGUCACGGUUGAUUGCACAGAAAAUGUCGGAAGAAACAACCAAAGAACCAUACAAACCAACGUCGCAGAGAAACAUGCAGGAGAUCGUGAUACUGAUCAACAUGAUGACAGCGGAACAGAAAAUAUUCAAAAGCACGAUGUUAAACGCAACCCUAACAUCCACGCCAAGUUUGGCAUCGAUAAACCCAAAAAUGUGAGCAGUUCUGGCGCUAGUUCCGAAAAGAAGGAUGCGAACAUUUCUGUAAAGAAAGCCAUGUUUGGUAGCGCCAAAAGAAACAUCUUGGACGCUUUAAAGUUGAACACAAGAAACGGCGACGACGAAACGAAAAACUCUAAAGACAGCCCUAGAACAAACGGAGGACAGUUAAAGAAAUCGAAAACUGACCUAUCAACACCAAGUAGCUCAGCACACAAACCAAGAGAACGUACAAUGUCCCAGCAACAGGAUAUCUCUAAACGAAGGCCAAAAUCUGUUAAGAAACGCAGUUGAAUUCAAGUAAUAGGCUUUAUAGUUUGUUUCAUUCAGGAAAGUGUAAACAUGAAUUAGGAAUCAACUUGAAUAAAUUAUUUGAGAUUCGUUCUUAAGAACGGUAAAACCAAAAUAUUUGUGGCAUUUACCGAUUGAGAUUUAUUUUUUAAAUAUUUGUUAUAGGCAGUGCAUUUUAAUGUAAUAUUAUCGAAGUAAAUUCUUAAGUAAAAAUUAUCAGGUGAUUAUAACAAUAUGAAUUUUACUUGCCAAUAUUUAAUCCGUAAGUAAAUGGUAUAAUCACUUAAAAUAAAUGACGUUGUAAUAAGUAUUGUUUUUAUCGUAAAGUAUUAUUUAUGUUCUAUUCGUUGUGACUUUGUAUCAUUCUAGCUAUCGAUAGGUACGUCAUUAAAAUUUCACGAAAAUAAAAUAAUGGUUUUUAUUUAAAAAUUUUAAGUAGUACCUACAAUGAACUAAUUCUUUGCGUCUAAGUUGGAAACUUAUAUCAUCAUCAAACUGUUCAGUGUUAUUCCAUAGAAAAGAAUAAAAAAACAAGUAUUUUCAUUGGC